AUGAGCUUUGCAGCAUGGAACGUUAGGGGUCUCAAUUCCCCUGAAAAACAAACCGAAAUAAGGAAGCUCAUUAAUGAGCAUUCAUUACAUCUUUUAGCCAUCCUUGAAACAAAAAUUCAAGAGGCUAAUGUCACUGCCGUCCAUAUGAAGAUUGCUCCUUCAUGGAAACUUUUUCACAAUUACCCCCACUCUCCUUUGGGUAGGAUAUGGAUCUUGUAUAAUCCCAAGGUUCUGACUGUCCAUAGAAUGUCUGAUGGGGCACAACACAUUCAUUGUAGUGUGACUUCUAUUGAUGAUCAGAAACAUUUUUAUAUCUCAGUGGUAUAUGCUUACAAUACUGCCUUGCAAAGGAGAAGAUUGUGGUCUGACAUGGUUGUAUUGGCUUCUCUUAUGUGUCAAUCUCCUUGGUCAAUUAUGGGUGACUUUAAUAUCAUGAGGCACUUUAGGGAGACUUUUGGUGGCUCUGGUAGAUGGAAUAGUGGUAUCAUUGAAUUCAAUGAGUGCAUCCAUAGUGCUGAGCUCUCUGAUCUUAGGUACUCUGUCAUUAGGUUUACUUGGACCAAUAAAAGUCCUGGAGUAGCUAACAUAACCAGGAAACUUGACAGGGGGUUUUAUGUAAUGAUAUGUGGUCAUCCUCAUUUCCUCUUUCCUGCUGUGGUCAUGAAGCUGAAAAUGCUCAAGUGCAAGUUGAAACAACUCAAUAACAAGGAGUUUAGUGAUUUAUCCAAUAGAGUGUUGGCUGCUAAGGAUGAGCUUCAAAAAUGCCAAGUUAGACUGGAUGAUGAUCCAUCUAAUGAAGGGAAAGCUAGGGUUAACUGGCUGAAGGAUGGGGACCAAAAUACAUUAUUCUUUUUGAAAACUUUCAAUAACAAGUGCAACAGGAAGAAAAUUAGUAGGCUCACUUUAGCAAGUAGGGAGAUCACUGACUCUAUCCUAGUCAUCAAGGAUGAAGCAUUGAGGUUCUUCCAAGCUAUUCUUGGAAAUAAUACUGGUCCCUACUUUGGUUCCAGUCCACUCAUGAAAACUAUAGCAAGUCCAUCCCUGAGUCCUUUAUUGCUAAUCUCAUUAGCAUCCCAUCUAUGGAGGACAUCAAACAGUGUUUCUUCUCUCUAA
This is a messenger RNA of Cornus florida, 1113 nucleotides long. RefSeq lists its product as uncharacterized. Lineage: Eukaryota; Viridiplantae; Streptophyta; Magnoliopsida; Cornales; Cornaceae. The coding region runs from base 1 to 1113 and encodes 370 amino acids. Gene Ontology annotation, molecular function: catalytic activity. The transcript is spliced from 3 exons. The record is from RefSeq and is a predicted model, not a curated record.